AUGGUUACUGGCGAUUAUCAUUUAACCGCUACCGCCAUUGCCAAACAAGUUGGGAUCUUUACUGCUGAAGGGUUGCAUACAGUCGCUGAUCUCGAUCAGCUAUCGACAAAGUUGGAAAUUGUCACCGAAAAGGAACCUAGGGUUGUCUCUAAUGGCAAAGGAAGGGCUACCGGCGCUCUCCUGUUAACCGGAACUGACUUGAUAUCCUUGUCCGAAAAGCAAUGGGAUCUGGUUGCUACAUAUGAUGAAAUCGUCUUUGCUCGUACGACUCCCGAGCAGAAAUUAAGCAUAGUCCAAGAAUUUCAGAAACGUCAAUGUACCGUCGGAGUGACUGGCGACGGCGUUAAUGAUGCUCCAGCUUUGAAAGCCGCCGAUAUUGGCAUUGCUAUGGGGAGCGGAAGCGAAGUCUCCAUCGAAGCCGCAGAUAUGGUACUCAUGGACAGCAACUUUUCAUCGAUCGUGGUUGCACUGGAAAGCGGUCGCUUGGUCUUUGACAAUUUGAAAAAAGUCAUUCUUUAUUUACUGCCAGCCGGUUCUUGGUCCGAAUUGGUCCCUGUGCUUGUCAACGUGUUUCUGGGAGUUCCCUUACCUCUAUCGACAUUCCUGAUGAUUGCUAUCUGUGUGUUAACCGACAUACUUCCAUCUAUCGCCAUGAUGUACGAAGCACCCGAAAGCGAUUUGCUUACACGUCAACCUCGUAAUCCAAGGAAAGACCGUCUUGUGAAUUGGAAACUUCUUGUUCAAGCAUAUCUGUGCCUUGGAAUGAUGGAAACUUUCUUCUCGCAUCUCAUGUUUUUCUUUUACAUGCAUCAAUAUGGUGGGUUUACGCCGUCAGAUCUGCUACUCGCUUAUGAUAAAUGGUCGGACGGUUAUAAAGGAUACACUGUGGAUGAGCUGAACGAAUUCAACUGGACCGGACAGAGUGUAUUGUUUGUAAGCUUGGUUGUCAUGCAAGUUUUCGGCAACAUCUUUGCAACCCGAACACGAUAUCUAUCCUUGAUCCAACACUCGCCGAUUGCGAAACAGUCCAAAAAUUACUACCUUUUCGGUGCUCAAGUUG
Molecule: messenger RNA, 1060 nt
Organism: Paraglomus occultum
Lineage: Eukaryota; Fungi; Glomeromycota; Glomeromycetes; Paraglomerales; Paraglomeraceae
Source: the annotation of a GenBank genome assembly